CCCAUCAUCUUCAAUGCGUAAUUCGUCGACUUUCAUACAUUCUAAUUUAUAAUAAAAAUCUGAUGUGAUUCCCAAUUUGGCACUGUCCUUCUUUGUUGAACCUUUAUUCCAAAUCCUCUAAUUCACUCCAUUUUUUAGUAAGCUAACCAAAUGGAAACAAGCUAAAGCUAUGCUCCCACGCUGCUGUACCGUCUACCUAGCCUCCCGCCAAAAGGAAAGAAAUUGUUGAAAGGAAAAAAAAGUUUCCAAACACUCCCACGGACCAUAGCUGUAUUGGACAAAAGUGGACGGAAGAAUAGUGUCAAAAGAAAAAUUCUAUGGAUAGGGACGUAGGGAAAAAGCAAAAUCAAAACACCUUUCUUACUCUUACUGUGUUGUACUGUUCAUAAUGAAGGAAAGAAGUUGCAGUUCUUCCCACAAUUUCAGUGCGUUUCCAAGCCCUGGAGUCCCAAAUUACUGGGAAAUCAAUGUCAUGAACCAAAGGGGUUGCAGCUCCGAGAGAAUACCUCACCCUAAUAGUAACUCUCGGCGGAGAAAUGCUUCUGUCGCGGCCUUGACGCCUUUUUACGGUAGGACAUUGCCCUCCAAAUGGGAGGAUGCUGAGCGAUGGAUUAGUAGCCCUGUUAUGGGCAAUGGGUUCAGCAGAAGUUUGCAGUCUCACCUACAGAGAAGACCCAAGUCAAAAAGUGGCCCCAUUGGGUCGCCUGGAGUUCCUAAUUACUCCAAUUAUUCACCUGCAAUUCCAACGCCCGAGAAUGGGGGUUUCGCCGCCUCCAAAUUAGGCUCUGCUCUUUCCACUGGAGUAUUAGUGGCCGAUGGGGUUUCCAUCUGCUAUGGCGGAACCAUUGAAAGGGGACAAUCUUACCCAGAGCAUACCAUUCAACGGUUAGUAUCAGCACCCAGAUGGUCAAAUAUACUGAGCGAGUCGCCACUGCCGAGCUUCCAAGAUGAAAAUUUUGGUUGUUCCGAAGAGACAAUGGAUUCAGCUGUUGUUUCACAAAGGAAUAUGGCAACCCAAAUGAGCAGUGAAGAUUUCACUCCUUCAUCUCCUCAAGGGAAUGGUUCGAUUUCUUCUUCAUCCCCUCCUUCAACACAUCAAUCUAUGGUUGGAAAAGAGAGUGACCAUUGUUCUAAACAAGAGGUGAGAGAUGUUGAGGUAGAUAAGGGAGCCAUGAUGCAGAGAUCCAAAGGACAUAAACUCAGAUUGAACGAGGAAAACUUUCCACACCUUGAAAACUUGGAUGAAAACGUUGUGGAAGCUGGAGCUUCAACUCUGGAUAUUGCAGAGGCAGCUAUUCAGGUUUCCAAAUUGCAGAGAGAAGAGGCCAAGAUAACAGCAUGGGAGAAUUUGCAGAAGGCGAAAGCUGAAGCUGCAAUUCGCAAACUCGAGAUGAAACUUGAAAGGGCAAGAUCGUCAUCAAUGGAUAAGAUAUUGAAGAAGCUGAGGAAAGCACAGAUGAAAGCACACAAAAUGAGGAGCUCACCUGCAGCCGAUCGAAACCAGAGAGUUUGUAACACUAACAACUUUCUCCCAUUUCACAGGCACAUUUGGAUUGGUUCUCUCAAACGUUGGUUCAUCUGCCAUGCUUCCUGAUUUCUCAGGGUAGCAUAUGAUGGUUUCGUCUUAGAAAUUUACAGUAGCUUAGUUUGGUCGGUUCUGCGUCAUUGUAGAUCUUGCGCUGUACACUUGUUCUAGAAGAAAUAAUAAUGGCUGGCUUAUGGCUGUUAAAUAUUGAUGUACCUCAUGGUUUGAAUUGCCACCCAAUGUGAUAUCAGGUUUGUAGAAAAAGGGUUAAAGAGAGGACUGUCCAGAAAUGGUUGAGACA
Messenger RNA from Cucumis melo (muskmelon), 1826 nucleotides. RefSeq lists its product as uncharacterized. The coding region runs from base 389 to 1594 and encodes 401 amino acids. The transcript is spliced from 4 exons. The record is from RefSeq and is a predicted model, not a curated record. Lineage: Eukaryota; Viridiplantae; Streptophyta; Magnoliopsida; Cucurbitales; Cucurbitaceae.